GCCCUUGUUUGUGUCAGCCUCGGUGUGUUAAGAACUUAGUGGUGGUGGAGGAAGGUCUAGCGUGGCCCAGGGAAGGAAGGGUGUGUGAGAAACAAGAUAACAAACAUUAAUGUCUCCAUGUUGUAAAUUGCCGCCAGUGUCAAUUGUAACCUGAAUUCUAAUAAAUGGCAUAAACCUCUUGAUCAUGACCUUUCUGGUUGGAAAUGUUUUGUGUUGGUGAUAGCAAGUUCCGUACAAGCUGAUUUGAUGGUAUUUCUCUACUAAAAUUCGUGGAUGGAAAACUCUUGCUCGUGGAAUUUAGUGCUGCCUCGACAAUGAAUAUUUUAUAAGCACAGGAUACAGAAUACUGGACCUUUCAUCCAAAAGACAAUACUGGUGAUUUUAUCCAGGAAACACCGACAUCCAUUGCCAGUAUGGCAAUGGAAAGCAAAGCUCCCCUGCGUGUAGUCCGCAGGGUGCAAUUUGGUAUUUUAAGCCCAGAUGAAAUUCGGCGUAUGUCAGCCACAGAAGGUGGUAUAAAGUACGCUGAAGUAUAUGAGAAUGGGCGACCCAAGCUAGGUGGGCUGAUGGAUCCACGUCAAGGAUGUUUAGACAGGAACACCCGGUGCACAACAUGUGCUGGUAAUAUGACAGACUGUCCUGGACACUUUGGACACUUGGAGUUGGCCAAGCCUGUGUUUCACGUGGGCUUCCUAACAAAAACUAUGAAGAUUUUACGUUGUGUCUGCUUCUAUUGUAGUAAACUUCUCUUUAAUGCACAAUAUCCAAAGAUUCGUGAAAUUGUAACAAAGUCAAAGGGCCAACCUCGAAAGCGAUUGCAACAUGUCUACAACUUGUGUAAGGGAAAGAUGAUUUGUGAAGGUGGAGAUGAAAUUGAUGUAAGCAAAGAUCCAGAGGACCCCAACAUGAGCAAAAAGGGAAGCGGCCAUGGUGGUUGUGGUCGUUAUCAGCCAAACAUUAAGCGUGUGGGAUUGGAGCUUGUUGCUGAGUGGAAGCAUGUGAAUGAGGACACUCAAGAUCGGAAACAGAUUCUCACGGCUGAGCGCGUGUAUGAAAUAUUCAAGCAUAUUUCAGAUGAGGAAUGUUACCUCCUGGGUAUGGACCCUAAAUAUGCAAGACCUGACUGGAUGAUCAUGACAGUACUACCAGUGCCGCCUCUCCCAGUGCGACCAGCUGUCGUCAUGCAUGGGUCAGCCCGUAACCAGGAUGAUCUUACGCACAAACUGGCAGACAUUAUUAAGGCCAACAAUGAACUUGUGCGCAAUGAACAAGCUGGUGCAGCUGCUCACAUCAUAGUUGAGAACUUAAAGAUGCUCCAGUUUCAUGUGGCCACAUUAACAGACAAUGACAUGCCUGGAAUGCCCAGAGCCUUACAAAAAUCCGGAAGGCCGCUCAAGGCCAUCAAAGCUCGUCUCAAGGGUAAGGAAGGCAGGAUUCGUGGUAACCUCAUGGGAAAGCGUGUGGACUUUUCUGCUCGAACUGUCAUCACAGCCGAUCCUAACCUUCGCAUUGACCAAGUUGGAGUGCCUCGAUCCAUUGCCCAGAAUCUUACCUACCCAGAAAUUGUAACACCAUUUAAUAUGUCCAAGAUGAUGGAGCUUGUGAAGCGUGGUAACAACCAAUAUCCAGGAGCUAAGUACAUUGUACGUGACAACGGGGCUCGCAUUGAUUUGCGUUAUCAUCCAAAACCAUCUGACCUCCACCUUCAGUGUGGCUAUAAGGUUGAGAGGCACAUCACAGAUGGUGACUUGGUUAUUUUCAACCGUCAACCCACUCUGCAUAAAAUGUCCAUGAUGGGACACAGAGUAAAGGUUUUGCCAUGGUCAACCUUCCGAAUGAACUUGUCUGUAACAUCACCCUACAAUGCUGAUUUUGAUGGAGAUGAAAUGAAUCUCCAUGUACCCCAGAGUAUGGAGACUAGAGCUGAAAUUGAGAACUUGCACGUGACUCCUCGUAUGAUCAUCACCCCACAGGCCAACAAACCAGUUAUGGGUAUUGUACAAGACACCCUAACUGCUGUUAGGAAGAUGACCAAGCGAGAUGUAUUCCUUGAGAAGUCCGAGAUGAUGAACCUGUUGAUGUUCUUGCCUAUCUGGGAUGGACGUAUGCCCCAGCCAGCCAUUCUUAAACCCAAACCACUGUGGACAGGGAAACAGCUGUUCUCUCUCAUCAUCCCUGGUAACCUUAACCUGGUCAAGACACAUUCCACCCACCCUGAUGAUGAAGAUGACGGGCCUUACAAGUGGAUAUCUCCCGGCGACACCAAGGUCUUGGUGGAACACGGAGAACUGGUCAUGGGUAUUUUGUGCAAAAAGACCCUUGGUGCUUCAUCAGGAUCCAUGUUGCACGUUGCAUGGAUGGAAUUGGGUCAAGAAAUUGCUGGUAGAUUCUAUGGUAACAUUCAGACUGUCGUUAAUAACUGGUUGCUCCUGGAAGGUAUGAGUAUUGGAAUUGGAGAUACCAUUUCCGAUCCUGCAACAUACCGAGUUAUUCAGGAUACCAUUCGCAAAGCCAAGGAAGAUGUGAUAGAAGUGAUCCACAAAGCUCACAACGAUGAACUUGAACCUACUCCUGGUAACACACUGAGGCAGACUUUCGAGAAUCAAGUAAAUCGUAUUCUCAACGAUGCUCGAGACAAGACUGGUGGUUCUGCCAAGAAGUCAUUGACAGAAUACAAUAACCUAAAGGCUAUGGUGGUGUCAGGUUCAAAGGGAUCCAAUAUUAAUAUUUCUCAGGUUAUUGCUUGUGUGGGUCAACAGAACGUUGAAGGUAAAAGGAUUCCAUUUGGGUUCCGAAAGAGAACUCUUCCUCACUUCAUCAAGGAUGAUUAUGGUCCCGAGUCCAGAGGCUUCGUGGAGAAUUCAUACCUUGCCGGCCUGACUCCUUCCGAGUUUUAUUUCCAUGCUAUGGGUGGUCGUGAGGGUCUUAUUGAUACUGCUGUGAAGACUGCAGAAACAGGAUACAUCCAGCGACGUCUGAUCAAGGCUAUGGAGAGCGUAAUGGUAAACUAUGAUGGUACUGUGAGAAACAGUGUGAGUCAAGUGAUUCAGCUCAGGUAUGGUGAAGACGGCUUGGCUGGAGAGUACGUAGAGUUCCAGAAGAUGCCAACCGUCAAACUGUCAAAUCGCAGGUUUGAAGACAAGUACAGGUUUGAUGUUACCAACGAGAGAUACCUUCGCAGAUUGUUUAAUGAAGAUGUUGUUCGUGAAUUGAUUGGAUCGCCGGAGGCAAUUAGCAUCCUUGAAGGUGAAUGGCAGAAACUUCAAGAAGACAGGCUUGGAUUGCGAUCAGUUUUCCCCAAGGGUGACACCAAGGUGGUACUUCCAUGCAACUUGGAGCGCAUGAUCUGGAAUGUGCAGAAGAUCUUCCACAUUAACAAGAGGACACCAACAGAUUUAUCACCAGUCAGAGUAGUGGAUGGUGUAAGAGAAAUGUUAAACAAGUGUACCAUUGUAUCGGGUGAUGAUCGAAUCAGCUUACAGGCUAACGAGAAUGCUACAUUCUGUUUCCAGUGCUUAGUCAGGUCAACUUUGUGCACCAAGAAAGUAGCUGAGGAGUAUAAACUUACCAGUGAAUCCUUCAACUGGCUUGUUGGUGAAAUUGAAACCAGAUUCCAUCAAGCAAUUGCUGCUCCUGGAGAAAUGGUGGGUGCUCUUGCUGCCCAGUCACUUGGUGAACCUGCUACCCAGAUGACACUGAACACUUUCCAUUUUGCUGGUGUAUCAUCCAAAAAUGUAACACUGGGUGUGCCAAGGCUCAAGGAAAUCAUCAACAUCAGUAAGAAACCCAAGGCUCCCUCCCUCACAGUAUUCCUCGUUGGAGCUUCAGCCAGGGAUGCUGAGAAGGCAAAGAACGUCCUGUGUCGCCUGGAACACACUACCUUGCGUAAGGUAACUUCCAAUACUGCCAUCUACUAUGAUCCAGACCCACAGAACACUUGCAUUACUGAGGACCAGGAGUUUGUCAAUGUUUACUAUGAAAUGCCUGACUUUGAUGUAUCCAGGAUUUCUCCCUGGCUUCUUCGUAUUGAACUUGACCGCAAAAAGAUGACAGAUAAGAAGCUAACUAUGGAACAGAUAUCCCAAAAGAUCAACUCAGGUUUUGGAGAUGACUUGAAUUGCAUCUUCAAUGACGACAAUGCUGAGAAACUUGUCCUUCGGAUCCGUAUUAUUGUUGGUGAUGACAAGCUGGCCGAUGAUGCUGAGGAACAGGUGGAUAAGAUGGAGGAUGAUACCUUCUUGAGGUGCAUUGAGGCAAACAUGCUGAAUGACUUAACACUACAGGGCAUUGAGGCCAUCACUAAAGUAUACAUGCAUUUGCCCCAAACUGAUGAGAAGAAACGCAUCAUUGUCAAUGACCAAGGAGAGUUUAAGGCUAUUGCAGAGUGGCUGCUUGAGACUGAUGGUACUGCCCUUAUGAAAGUACUUUCAGAGCGAGAUGUUGACCCUGUUAGGACAUCCUCUAAUGACAUCUUGGAGGUGUUUGAAGUUCUUGGAAUUGAAGCUGUACGAAAAUGUAUUGAGAAGGAAAUGAACGCUGUGCUGAUGUUCUAUGGUCUCUAUGUAAACUACCGCCAUCUUGCCUUGCUUUGUGACGUAAUGACCAGUAAGGGUCACUUGAUGGCUAUCACACGUCAUGGUAUCAACAGGCAGGAUACUGGUGCACUUAUGAAAUGUUCCUUUGAAGAGUCUGUGGAUGUGUUGAUGGAAGCUGCAUCCUGUGCUGAAGUGGACCCAAUUCGAGGUGUGUCUGAAAACAUCAUGUUAGGACAGCUUCCCAAGAUUGGCUCUGGAUCAUUUGACUUGGUAUUGGAUGAUGCAAAGUGUAAGUUGGGUAUGGAAAUUCCCAUGCCUGGAACGGGAAUGAUGAUGGGUGGUGGUAUCUUUGGAGCUGCAUCUCCAUCAUCGGGCAUGACACCUGCGCAGACUCCUUGGGCUUCAGGAGCUACACCAUCAAUGUCACCUUAUGGUGCAUGGACUCCUGGUGUAGGAAGUGGUAUGACACCAGGUGGACCAGCCUUCUCUCCAGCUGCAGCCAGUGAAACUACAGGACUGUCACCUGGUUAUUCUCCAGCUUGGUCUCCACAACCUGGCAGCCCAGGAUCUCCAAGCUGCAUGAGUCCAUACUUCCCAAGUCCAGCCAAUGCUUUCUCUCCCUCGUACUCGCCAUCAUCACCAGCAUAUCAGCCUACGUCUCCCAGCAUGACUCCGGCCUCGCCAGGUUAUUCUCCAACAUCACCCACUUACAGUCCAACUAGCCCUCAGUACUCCCCAACCUCGCCACAGUACUCCCCAACCAGCCCAUCAUACUCACCAACAUCACCAUCAUAUAGUCCCACCUCUCCCUCUUACUCCCCUACCUCACCAUCCUACUCUCCAACCUCACCUUCAUAUUCUCCAACUUCACCAUCCUAUUCUCCCACCUCCCCCUCUUAUUCCCCUACUUCCCCAUCUUAUUCCCCAACAAGUCCGUCAUAUUCACCUACUUCCCCAAGCUACAGCCCCACUUCUCCCUCCUACUCCCCUACCAGUCCCUCCUACUCUCCCACAUCUCCAUCUUACUCCCCAACAUCACCAUCCUACUCCCCUACCUCUCCAAGUUAUGCUCCCAACUAUUCCCCAUCAUCUCCAGGUUACUCCCCAACCAGUCCGUCCUACUCCCCAACCAGUCCGUCCUAUUCCCCCAGCUCUCCUCAAUACUCUCCUGCUUCACCAUCUUAUUCCCCAUCUUCACCCAAGUACUCACCAACAAGUCCCAACUAUUCCCCAACCAGCCCCACCUACUCGCCUGGGUCACCCUCAUAUUCCCCCAGCUCACCCAAGUAUUCACCCACAAGUCCAACUUACUCACCCACUUCUCCAUCAUACUCCCCAUCCUCCCCAAAAUAUUCCCCAACAUCACCCAACUACUCACCAACAUCACCCAAAUAUUCUCCCACGUCACCGACAUAUAGUCCUUCCAGUCCCCAGUAUAGCCCAUCUAGCCCCAAAUAUUCCCCAACUUCACCGACCUACAGCCCAAGUAGUCCCAAAUAUAGUCCAACAAGUCCAACCUACAGCCCGACCACUCCAGGCUACAGUCCAACCUCUCCUCUGUACUCUCCAAGUUAUGAAGAAGACGAAGAAGAGCAAAGGAGAAAGCAGAAGAAGAAAUCAAAGCGUUGAGACUUAUGACCUGGAGACUUGUGGUAGUUAUUUUGUCAUGUUUCUGAUACCUAUAGUGUAGCAGGGAAGGGCCUGAAAGACUGAUAAGAAAUCAGAUCCUUUAAUAGGGUGUUUUAUCAUUAGUUUACGUGUAACUAAGCAUAAAGGGAGCAAGUUUGGUUUGCCUUGAAAGGAAUAUAUAUAUAUUUUUUGUACACACAGCCAUCCUUUUCUUUUCCAAUAAGAUUCAGUUCUGGGUAAUUGAGAACCAGAAGUGAAUGGUGAUUGAAUACUACAUAACUAGACAACAAAUGAAAACAAAUAUAUGUCCUCCAUGACAACUAAGAAUAAUCAUGUUGGUGCACCUAAAAAAAUAAAAUAAUAAUAUUUACAGUCUAGACUACAAACAUUGAUAAGUUAAUUCAGACACUGUAUCUUACAUAUUAUUACUGUAUCUUACAUAUUAUUACUGUAUCUUACAUAUUAUUUUACACCUCGGAUGUAAAACAUAUUGAUAUCCUGGUGCACAAGUUCCUUUCUCCUUUAUAUUUUGGGAGAAAACUACAGUGUUUAUAAUUUUAAGACCAGUUUGAUUUUUAUGUACGUAAUGUUAAACCAACUCUCGCCUAAUCCGCUGGUUUAGGUUCAAACAGACUUCGCUGAUUAAUCGGUAGUAUCUAUGGAAAAUGGGGUUAUGUUCCUGCCAAAAUAUUAAUCUUAAAUUCUUUUGAAAUCCUAAGUGAUUAUUGGUUUUACCUGAAAUAUUACCUAAACCUUACUGAUUAAGAAUGCAGUGUGAUAUAAAAUUAGCAGUAAACAACUUAGUGGCCUGUUGGAUGUGGUUCUACUUUUAAAUAAAGCCAAAAUAUACCCCAGUGAAGGCAGUGUAGGCAGAAAAGAUCACUUGGGAUAUUGUAUUGCUUGAUUAGAAUGUCAAUUUUGAGUGAUAUCUACAGAAGAAAUUCUUACCUUGAUGCAAAAUUGAUUUGUACUUCUCAGUGUCAUCUACCUGCACAAGUGCUCAGUUUCUUGACCAUUAUAUAUUUGGAUGCUGUUUUUCAUAAAUUAUACACACUGUUGUUUUGUCACUCAUUAUUACACAUUAAAAAAGUAAUUGACAUAAUCGUAAGUAUAGAAUAUUUUUUUGUGAUGAAAAAAAAUUUAUUGGGUCGCAGUAUAAAGUAAUCAUCCGUCCCUCCUCCUACCAUACCAGUGAGCUCAAGGCCUUUUUACAGGACAGGUCACAAGGGGGUGAGGGAGGUAUUAAUGAUGGGAGACCUAGUAGUGGCGGGCCUGGGUAAGGUAGGAAGGCGCAUGUCAAGGACCACAUACAUAGUGAGAGUGUAUGUGGUCUUGGAAUUAUUUAAAGCCUGAAGAAGGUGUUAAGGCUGGUGGAUGUAGCUUGACAUUGACAACCUUGAUGACCCUGUCAGUUGAUAGACCUAAAGCCCAAACAACCAACCAAGCAGGAGGGCGAGUGUCCGGGGAGGUGUUAUAUGGAUGUAACUUUCCUUUAAUUAUCAAUGCCUUUACUUGAUAUUCUGGGGAGGAAUGUGAGUGAGCUUUUGGUGGGUAAUGUGUCAUUAGGGUUGAUAGGCAUCUGGCUUCCAUGAAGGAAAGCCCAUGAUAUGACAACAAAAGAGAGGAGUGGGCGUGGCUUGCUCACCACCGGUACCACGAAACGGGGUUAUUACUUGAUCUCUACCAUUCUUGAAAAGAAAAAAAAAAAUAUAUAUAUAUAUAUAUAUAUAUAUAUUAAUGGGAGAACAAAUUAAGAAUGAAUUACACUGUACUACUUGAUCACUUCCGCCUUUCGCCACUACCGUUAUUGAUAAACAAAUUAAGAGUGAAUGCUUUGAUAUAAUUUGAUUAGUCCACCCUUUUAUUAGAGUUGUGAAAAUCAUUGCUUGUGUUUGGUGAUGAGGUGGUAAUGGCAAUGGUGUUUGGCCACUGCAUCACACCAUACUCAGGUUGGACAAUAAGGAACGUCAAUUGGCGAGUCUCGGGCAAAUUAUCUGUUUGCACGUGGCAGGCUGCAACGUGUCAAAAAUUGCAAGGGAGGUUGGGGUCACUGUGACGUUGGUUAACCGGCUGGGAGGAGUCUGAGAACUUAAAUAACUGGGCGCCAUGAGUAUGUUUUAUGGUUUGCUGGCAUUUCAUAUAUUAAAAUGUCUAAUUUCAAGUGUGUAAUGUAGCCCAAAUUAUUUGAACACUUAAUUCAUAUAAGUGAUAUAAUUUUAGGCCAGGGAGACCCUAACUGAUAGGCGAGGAGGACAUUGGAUGGGCUAUUGAGAUUUAGUAUAACCUGCAUUGGUAAAUAUUAAAAAAUAAAUGAUUUCCACCCUUGUAUUCAAUGUUUCUCUUGUUAUCAACAUUAUUAUAAAUAUCUAAUUACCGUAUUUUAAAACCUGGACGUAAAAAAAAUUAAAUAAGGAAAUGGAUGGCAAAUUAUAAUAAGGGGUCUCAUCUACUACUCUUUCAAGCAUAUAAACCUAAGAUAAAGCAGAAUAGUGGGGGAAAAAGUUACAUCCAUCCAUCUCUUCCUUCCUCCUUUCAUGAAUUGCUCUGCUUUCUUCAAUCCCCUCUCUCGCCCCUGGGAGCAACUUCCAUUGCAUACCACACUCCUCCUCCAAGUCAACCAUUCCCCUCUCCACCCCACGUGACUUAAGCUAGGAUUCCACUCGCGCAUUUGCAGAGCGUUUGCACUUUCAAUCGCUACAGGAGGUGAUUGGCAUGUACUACAAAUGCAUAAUGCAAACGUAACCGUUAACAUUUCAGUGUGAUCUAUUUUUGGUGCUAAUGCAACUGCUAAUGUACGAAUGGAAUCCUAGCUUUACUGUGUAGAAAGACCCAUCCAGGCACAGGGGUUAGGUGGUGGAGUGGAUGAUUACUUUUGACUUUCUGUACUUGAGCGACUUUCUGUACUUGAGCUUAGUGUUACUUUGGAUGGUUAUAAACAUUACUUUCACCAUUUUCUCUCUUUAACAAACAUUACUCAGUAUAUUUAAUGCAAUUUACAGUGUACUUGAAGCUUGAAAAUCUUUAUAUUUAAUGGUAUAAUUUCUUCGUAAAAAUACUUUUAACAACAAAAGUACGUAUAAUUUUAGGUACCGAGGUAUUUUACAGCUUCGAACAGUAAAAGGGGCUAUACUAUAUUAUGUAUUACAAUUCAUUGGACAGUUUGGUGAAUCCCAAAAAUCUCUGGAUUGGAUGGGAUUUGCUGUACAGUAGAGUGUAUAAUUUUUUUUUAUGAAUCUUGAAUUUUAUGGAAAAAUUUUAGGAUUUGUUGGUUACGUUAAAAUUGCUGGCCUCUUAAUAGUCUGGUUUGGUAUUGUUGGAAAUCACAAAGUGAAGCUGAGGAAGUUUUAGUUAUAUAUGCAAGAGCUUUUAGUUUAUAUUUAUAUGUGAAGAAAUAAUAAGUUUUGUUUUAGACUUUAUUCAUGAAAUUUAAGAACAAUGGAAAUUUUCUUCUAUAGUUAAAGCAGAUUUUCAUAGUAAGGUCAUUUGAUGACUUUGUGGAUAUUGUCCAGUUUCAUACAUUGCUUUCUCCUUGGAUUCAUGGUGACAACACAAGCACUAAUUAGAGUGUAGUGUUGUUUUUCCUGUUUAAUAUAAAACAUUGGAAUACAAUAUAUAAAAUAAAAUACAAAAAAAUUGA
Molecule: messenger RNA, 9801 nt
Organism: Homarus americanus (American lobster)
Lineage: Eukaryota; Metazoa; Arthropoda; Malacostraca; Decapoda; Nephropidae
Product: DNA-directed RNA polymerase II subunit RPB1-like
Exons: 14
Coding region: 414-6164 (1916 amino acids)
Biological process (GO): transcription by RNA polymerase II
Cellular component (GO): RNA polymerase II, core complex
Molecular function (GO): DNA binding
Source: RefSeq, a predicted model, not a curated record